CCCGCACUUCACCCCGAGCCCCCCCCAAUCUUCAGUCGAGUUCCACCAGCGAUAUCGCAGCAAUCUGACGAUUCUUCUCGACGGUCGAGUCCUCAGAUGAAGGUUAUUUGCCUGUUCGUGAUGCUGUUGGGAUCGUUCGCUCGGGGGCAAGACCUGGACGAAUUCCCCGCGGCCCGGCAGUUCAGCCCCGACACGGUGACGACGUUUUUCGACGGGUUGCAGUCGACCGUGAGCGGCGCCUUGGGGUUCCUGGAGAGGUACGGCUUCGACCGGGCGAAUCCGCACACGGGGACGGCGGGCCUGAGGACGACGGUGCAGAACCUGAUGAGGUGCUCGCCGUGUGCGGGGUCUGGGCUGUCGGGGGUGAGGCGGGACGACCCGCUCGCGAUCGGGGUCAGCGCGGGGCAGUGCCUCUCGGGGACGCGCCGGGAGUGCUGCGGCUGCUUCGUGGAGUCGGUGUCGCAGGUCGUCUUGGACAACACCAUGCCGUACGUCGAGGGGUUCGUGCGUGAGGCUUUGAAUACCGUCGCGUUCAACUCCUAUCGCAUCACGGCGCAGACUCGCGCGGAGUGACGCGACGAGAGGCCAGAAUAAAAUGGAGUGGACUUCCAGAGAA
Molecule: messenger RNA, 616 nt
Organism: Darwinula stevensoni
Lineage: Eukaryota; Metazoa; Arthropoda; Ostracoda; Podocopida; Darwinulidae
Source: the annotation of a GenBank genome assembly